This is a messenger RNA of Homo sapiens (human), 2806 nucleotides long. RefSeq names its product NME/NM23 family member 9 (gene NME9). Bases 517 to 1473 code for a protein of 318 amino acids. NCBI's taxonomy places the organism in Eukaryota, Metazoa, Chordata, Mammalia, Primates, Hominidae. Gene Ontology annotation, biological process: UTP biosynthetic process; GTP biosynthetic process; CTP biosynthetic process. The record is from RefSeq and is a predicted model, not a curated record. Gene Ontology annotation, cellular component: axoneme; dynein axonemal particle. Gene Ontology annotation, molecular function: nucleoside diphosphate kinase activity. The transcript has 11 exons.
GCCAUGACGACCGCGGCUAGGUCGCGGCAGACUCGGUUGGUGACUCCGGGCGCGUCGAAGAUCUUGUACCUGUCGUUCGCAGUGGCUCACUUUCCCAGUAAUCCAUAAGAACAGCAGGGAUAACAGGGUCCCAUGUCGUUUUUUUGUCAGAAUUCCUCGACUGGCGACCCUGUGCCCGACAGGCUGCACCGCGCCCGGCGCACUGACUCCGGCCUCUGCGCGCGCCCCCUGGCCGGCUCCGGGGUGGGGAGGGGGCUUCGCAGAUCCCCAGAAAACCGCCCGGCGAGCCACGAGCCCGUGGACUGCAGGCUCCGCUUCCUCGCGGGGUGUUCACUUUGUAUCAGUGUGCUGAUUUGCCGCCAGUUAGAAGCACCUUAAAAAGGGGCCGGGGGCCGUAGGAGGGGGGCUUGUCUGAAGGAGGCUCUGGGCUUGCUGAUCCACGCAGCGGUUUGUCGCGAGGCUGCGGGGGAACGGCCCACGGCCGCGGUAACAGGGCUUCGUCUUCUUUGCAGAGCCAUGGGCAGCAGGAAGAAGGAAAUUGCCCUGCAGGUCAACAUCAGCACCCAAGAGCUUUGGGAGGAAAUGCUCAGUUCCAAAGGACUAACUGUUGUUGAUGUCUAUCAAGGCUGGUGUGGCCCCUGCAAACCUGUGGUGAGCCUCUUCCAGAAGAUGAGGAUCGAGGUCGGCCUGGACCUUCUGCACUUUGCAUUAGCAGAGGCAGAUCGUCUUGAUGUCCUCGAAAAGUACAGAGGGAAGUGCGAGCCAACCUUUCUGUUUUAUGCAGGAGGAGAACUGGUGGCUGUGGUUAGAGGAGCAAAUGCCCCACUGCUGCAGAAAACCAUCCUAGACCAGCUGGAGGCCGAAAAGAAAGUGCUGGCUGAAGGCAGAGAACGGAAAGUGAUUAAAGAUGAGGCUCUUUCUGAUGAAGAUGAAUGUGUUUCCCAUGGAAAGAAUAAUGGUGAAGAUGAGGACAUGGUUUCAUCAGAGAGGACCUGUACCUUGGCCAUCAUUAAACCAGAUGCAGUGGCCCAUGGAAAGACUGAUGAGAUUAUCAUGAAGAUUCAGGAAGCUGGGUUUGAAAUUCUAACAAAUGAAGAGAGAACCAUGACAGAGGCAGAAGUGCGACUUUUCUACCAACACAAAGCUGGAGAGGAGGCAUUUGAGAAGCUGGUACAUCACAUGUGCAGUGGACCAAGCCACCUCCUGAUCCUCACCAGGACUGAGGGCUUCGAGGACGUGGUCACUACCUGGCGAACCGUCAUGGGCCCCCGUGACCCCAAUGUGGCCAGGAGGGAGCAGCCAGAAAGUCUCCGAGCUCAGUACGGCACAGAAAUGCCCUUCAAUGCCGUCCAUGGAAGCCGGGACAGAGAAGAUGCUGACAGAGAACUGGCAUUGCUCUUCCCCAGUUUGAAAUUUUCAGACAAAGAUACAGAAGCCCCUCAGGUUGGACCCGCUCAUGCUUGGACUCUCUGACAGUCUUCUAACUCGUCUCUCUGCCUCCUGAUCAUCCUGCCUGCAGUCUAUCCUGGGUUCUGCAGUUGGACUGAUUUCUCCAUGGACUACAGGGUCAAGGUGAGAUUCUUCAGCCUGGUACAAGGCCCUCUGCCACUGACUCCCAGCUUCACCACUUCUUUCAGGACAUACCCAUGGCCCUGGCCAGACCAGGCCAGGCUCUUACUACUCUAAGCAGGUCUUAUCUUCCCCUUUCUAUUGUCUUCUACCCUCCUCUGUCCUCCCAGCACUUUUUGUUGCCUCUCAGCACAGCUGGCACUUCCAAUUUCAUAUCAUUCUGUUCUAUCUUCCAACUAGACUAACAUCUCCUUGAGGGUGGCUUUGUCUCCCCAGUACACAAGUGGUACGUGGUAUCUAGGUCUGUGGGCGGAAUCCAGUUUCCCUUCUUGCACUUUGUUUUGGGCGCUGCUGCUGAGUAAUCCCCUGGAGUCUUCCCCACUGAAGAGCCCACAGUGACCACUCAUAUACUGGCUCUCUCUAGACUCAGUGAAUCAGAAUUUCUAGGGAUGGGGCCCAGAAAUCUGCACUUUAAAAACUUCCCCAGGUGAUUCUAAUGCAGCCAACCCAGCCUUGAGACCCACUGCUCUCCUGUAUUUGCUACCUUGGCUAUAUAUUGGAAUCAUCUGGGGAGCUUUAAGAACCACUUAUGCCUGGAGCCCACCCCGAGAGAUUCUGAUUUAAUUGGCCUGGUGUAAAAAUUCCCAGGUGAUUCUAAUAUGCAGCCAAAGUAAAGAACCUCUGAUCUAUACAGGCCUCCUUACAGACUAGCUGCUUCACUGGUCACAUUGCACUUCUCAUUUCUCACAAAUGCACCUUCUUCUCCAUCAUGCUUAUCUGCCUGUAGUCCUCAUAUGUGCUUCCUCUGCUCAAAACGAAAGGCUCAUCCUCCCACCCACUCUCUCCUCUCACCUUCUUCAAGUGCAUCUCACCAUCCUCCUCAUCAGCUCUCUCCUGGCAGGGACUGUCACUUACUUCUCACUCUCCCUCCUUGAAUCUGGUAUAGAGUUGGCUCCAACGGGGCACUCAGUGUUGACUGACCAGCUGACUUGGGCUAGUUCCACUGAUUCUCAUACCAGGGCAACUCUAGAGGGUGCUUGGGCCAGAUGGUCCAAGAACAGAGCCUCUGCCCAGGAUCUCAGGGGCACCUGCUAGCUUCCCUGUGCAAGACACUCUUCCCAUAAUUUUUUUCAAAACAAAUCUCACCAAUCUCUUACCUUCCUCUUCAUUCCAUAUGAGGUUUGAUAUACAAAACAUGGCUGCAAGCUGCAGUUUAACAUGUGAAUGGCCCUAUUAA